UCGGAUAAGUAACUCAUCACCAAGAAGCGAGAGGGCAUCGCUGCCGAGGUCCACUGCACCUGCUGCAACUUGCUGCCACACGGCGCAAACAUCCUCCUCAAUGUCCGGCGGUUUAACGAUGGAUCAGACUUUCCUGCCUCGCUCCAUCUGGACCGGGGACAGUAAAUUCCUCCAGCACCCAGCGGAUCUCUACACCAGUGUGGUCGUUACGCGCAGCAUCCCCGCGGGCACGUGCUUCGGCCCAUGUUUGCUCCAAAACACUUUCUACGACACCAUCGCCUUCAUAGCGCAGAAAUCCUGCGACAAGAGAGCCAAAUCCUACGUGUUCAGGGUGGACCCCGAGGCCAUGCGUAAUUCUGCGCUCGUGCUGUCCUGGCUGCGGCUCGUGCAGGCUGCGCGCAAUGAAGAGGAGCAGAACACGGAGGCCUUCCUUAAAGCAGGUCAGCUGUAUGUGCGGACCACCAGGGACAUCCAGCAGGAGGAAGAGUUGCUGGUGUGGUAUGACCAGGAGCUGUCCCACCUGCUGGGCUUCACAGACAUGACAAGGGGAUCGAGUGAAGCGUUCAAAUGUGGAAGAUGUCACCAGGUCUUCAAGAAUGAGUAUCCCUUCCUGGCUCACUGCCGAUUCCUGUGUACUCAAGUCAAGAGCGACGCCUGGAGCCGCGAGGUUUACGAGCACAAGCAAGUGGAAAUUAAGAGGCAACAUCGAGUGACAGAUUUCCACAACAUCGCCAGAGAUUUGGAACACAGAAAAUCUGGCAGCAGCGAGGACGCGGAGAUUUCCCCCAAGAGAAGGAAAUACGAGGAAAGUCUUUAUCCCAAAGCGCGUAAAACGGUUCUGUUGGAAAAAACGAACAUUUCAAAUGAUGACAAUAUUACACAGCUGAGUAAGGGCUACGACCAGGCAGCGGGGGAUGCACCUGCCUCUGUGGGGAAACUGAAAGCCGACAAGGUCAAACCGGAUCAUUUGGGAUGUAAGAAUGAUGGUUUUGCUGAGGCGAGGGAAAUGAAAGGGACUUUUACGCACGGCAGAGAGAUGGAGGCACGGUCGGAGACAGGCGAGAGUUCUGGUGUGCACUCAGGCAGCAGCAGCAGCGCAUUUUCUCUGGUCCUGUCCAACAGUCAGGGCGAGCAGAAAAGCGCUUUCUGCAAACCGAGUAAAAGACCUUCUCCCAUUAACCCCCAGUCGCAUCACAGCAGCGCUUCAACAGCCCCCUCUAGCCGCCUAGAGGAGAUGACUGACCCCUUUCCCUCCAGGACUGUUAUGGGAUACAACAACCUGAUGGCGUCCAACAUCCUGAGCGGUGACAUACAGACCGUACCCUCCCCGGUUGCGUUAAACAAUGCUUUCCACUACGCGCCGGAGCACUGGUCCAGGAACGUUGGCGUCCAGCUGCAGACCACAUCUUCCCUCACGAUCCUCCCGCCGACUUUCACCUCAUUCGGCGUCUCGGUGCAGAACUGGUGCGCCAAGUGCAACCUGUCCUUCCGCAUGACCUCCGACCUUGUUUUCCACAUGCGCUCUCACCACAAGAAGGAGUUCGCGGCGGAGUCCCAGGUGAGGAGGAGGAGGGAGGAGAAACUCACCUGCCCGAUCUGCCACGAAUACUUCCGAGAGCGGCACCACCUGUCCAGACAUAUGACCUCGCAUAACUGA
Chelmon rostratus (copperband butterflyfish) is the source of this 1657-nucleotide messenger RNA. RefSeq names its product PR domain containing 8 (gene znf488). The record is from RefSeq and is a predicted model, not a curated record. Gene Ontology annotation, biological process: regulation of DNA-templated transcription. The coding region runs from base 101 to 1657 and encodes 518 amino acids. NCBI's taxonomy places the organism in Eukaryota, Metazoa, Chordata, Actinopteri, Chaetodontiformes, Chaetodontidae. The transcript has 4 exons. Gene Ontology annotation, cellular component: nucleus. Gene Ontology annotation, molecular function: protein binding.